UUGAUAUUGGGGAAGGAUUCAUGGAUGCCUCCUUAAUUUUGGUAUGCGGGUUCGCUGGCAGUUUGAAUUCUGCUGCAUACUCUAAUUUAUUUCCACCUUUGUGAUCAAUUUAGCCGUGCAAUUGCUUGAGGGGGCUGCCGUAAGAAUGGGAAUGUGUAUUCUGGUGCAGUAGUGUUAUUUGCUGAAAUGUAAAUGAACUCUGGUUUGUGUUCUAUGAAUUCUGAGGUGAUUCUUUUAAGUGUGUUGUUGCUGGCAUUGUGAAGUUGGAAUUACUUGUGUCUAUCGUGAAUAAGAUAGUAAUUUGUUGGGGAUAGAUUAGGUUCAAUUGGGUAGGUUGAGUGAACAGGAAAAGACCUUAGGGAACGUGGUGAAAAGGGUUUCUUGUUUCAGGAAUGGGAUUGCCUCAAGUGUCUUCCAGCAAAAUUGCUGAGGAGGUGACUGUAUCAUUACGCACAUUGGCACAAACUCCACCUCGAUUAACGGGUGCGAGCUAUGAUACGAAUGAAUUGCACAUUGGUCGUCCAAGCAAUCAUAUGCUCGGGGAUCUCUCUUGCACUUUGUCAAGGGAGGUUUCAAACAAUGCUGAUGUCGGCAGUGCACAUAAAGAUGGCAUGGCCAACACGCAUAGAUUAAGAGUUGGUACAGUAGAAACUAGAUUUUUGCCAUUUAAUGGUGGAAGGAUUGCUCAGACUCCUGCUUCAAGGAUUGUGGGAUUCGAUUCAACUGGACCAAAUACUACUCAUCCUAAUGUUGGUGUUUUUGAAGGACAUAAAUCUGCUGUUCCUUUUUCAACCAGUGUCAUUGGUACCACUGAGGCAACUGGUUCUCUGGUUCGGAAACAGUUGUUUUCUCCUUUGAAUGGCUUGCUUUUACCAGAUGAAUUUAAUGAUAGGUGCAUAGACCCUGGAAGGGACAUUAACAGGAUGGAUUCUCUGUUGUAUGGUGAAAAUUAUGGGAUCAACUUGCAAGAACAUAAAAUAAGUAAUGUAAGCAACUCCAAUCAUGGCCAUACCUUGUUUUCAUCCAAAUCUAAGUUUCUUGAAUUCAUUCAUACUCACAAUCAACAUAGUGGGACAAACUCUAGCAUCAUUACAGAUGGCCCUCUGUUUGAAGAUGCGAAAGGUCAUCCUGAAAUAUUUUAUUCAUCUUCCCUGGAGUAAGUUCUUAUGGAAAAUUGCCUAAAUUAAAGUCUCAAAAUGGGGCGAUAGACAUAGUGCAGGAAAAAGUUGUGUCACCAUCAUUGUCUCUGUCACCUCUUGGACCCAAGUCUUCUAGAAGAAUGAGAACUUUGGAAGAGUAUGAGGAAAUGUUGGAACUUGAUGAAAAUUGUUUAACCUUGAAGGAUAUACGACAGUCACUUGAAGGAACUAUCUGUGCCAUACCAUCUUCUCAAACAGAAAAGGAUUCUAAAAUGGCAUGUGAAACAUUUGAAGAUAUUGAUGUUUUUCAAAUGAACUUAGAGCAAUUCACUCCUGAAAGUAUAACUGCUACUAGAGGUAACUUGGGAUGUGACUCAGCAUUUACAAACCAAUGUGCCAAAUUAGGUAGGAAUCUCAGUGGAUUGUCUGUUAAAAGAUCCUUGGUUGGUUCAUUUGAGGAAUCACUGUUAUCUGGUCGUUUAGCAUCUGGGAUUCCGUCCCAGAAAUUUGAUGGUUUCCUUGCGGUUCUUAAUAUUACUGGAGGAAGCUUCUCACCCCACCCACAGAAACUUCCAUUUUCUGCGACAAGUGUGGAUGGUGAUAACUACUUACUUUAUUAUUCAUCAAUAGAUUUAGGAGGGCAGUCGUCUCCUAAUAAGUACAAAGCCCCAACAAUGAAGAGGAGCUUUAGCAGCAAUGGCUCCCCAACAGAAAGAAGUCGCUUGCGUGUUCCUAUGAAAGGGCGUAUACAACUGGUUUUGAGCAAUCCAGAGAGAACACCCAUUCACACAUUUGUUUGUAAUUACGAUUUAAGUGACAUGCCUGCUGGCACCAAGACAUUUCUACGCCAAAAGGCUACUUUAGCUUUAGACAGAAGGAGAUCUGACUUGAAAAAAGAGGGCAAAUGGAGUUCAUCUGUAGAAAGAUCAGAUAUUAAAGAACAUAGGGGCAGUAUAGAGUUGGAGAAUGUACCUACUGUACCAUCUAGUGUUACUGAAAGCAAAUACGCAAAUGGCACUUCAAAGGUCAAUGACAGUACUGCAUGUCCUGGUGUUCUCCGUUAUGCUCUACAUGUCAGAUUUCUGUGUCCACACCCAAAGAAAUAUUCCAGAACAUUUCAGAGGUGCAAGUCUGAUACUGCUGCUCUGCCUGUGAGAAACAGAAUGGACAUUGAAGGUGAGAGGCGCUUCUAUCUGUAUAAUGAUUUGAGGGUGGUGUUCCCUCAGCGUCAUUCAGAUUCUGACGAGGGGAAGUUGCAUGUGGAAUAUCAUUAUCCAUCUGAUCCAAAGUACUUUGACCUUGACAACUAAAAACUCCUGUUAAGUUACCAACUGAUGUAGCUUUUCUUGUAAAUAUCAGUACAUGUAUCUUCUUGGCCAUUUACAGACAUGGCCAUAGUCCAUGUCACCUGUAAAUCCAUCAGAAUAAAUAGAUCAUUCAGUCUAGUGAAAGAGUUGUAAACAGUGUAGAUAAGCUUUCAUGCUCCUUUGAAAAAGGACUAAAUCAAAGCUAGAAAGUGACACUUCAUCACCUUCUCAUCAUGGUGAAAGUCCUUCUGGCUGAUAUGUUUAGGUGCAUUGCUCAAUUUACUGUGUAGGAAAAAUUUGUACCCAUACCAACAUUGUACACAGAUUCUUUAAUCCUUGCACAUUGCAUUCAAAGCCCUCUUAUUUUGUACAUUUUA
Molecule: messenger RNA, 2823 nt
Organism: Coffea arabica (coffee)
Lineage: Eukaryota; Viridiplantae; Streptophyta; Magnoliopsida; Gentianales; Rubiaceae
Source: RefSeq, a predicted model, not a curated record